UGUUGGUGAGGAUCGAUGCUGGAGGGGAGCGAGGCGCGAGCGCGGAUCGGGAGCGCGCGCAUAGGAAGGACCGGGAGGAAGCAGCAGCAGCAGCAGCAGCUCAGUCGCCAGCGGAGACCAGGACGGUGGAUGAACGGAGCAAAGCGAGCAUCGUUUUCCCACAGCGGCUUCCCUCCGAGCAGCGCCCUACAGCCCGAAACCUGCCCGAAAAUGAUGCUGAAAGCGGCCCUCCUCUUCGGGGUGCUCGUCGGCAUCAGUCAAGCUUCACUGCAGGUUUCCAUAUCCUUGCACAAGGUGGAGUUAAGCGUUGGAGAGUCCAAAUUCUUCAUCUGCACAGCUAUCGGUGAGCCUGUAAGGCUGGAAUGGUUCAACCCUCUGGGUGAGCGUAUCGUAAGCAGCAAACGAAUGAAUCUGCAGGCGGAGGCGUCCCGAUCCCGACUCAUCAUCUACAACGCCAUCAUCGAGGACGCAGGGAUCUACCGCUGCCAGGCCACCGACGCCAGCGGCCACACGGAGGAGGCGUCGGUGGUGCUCGAAAUCUACCAGAGACUGACGUUCCGGGAUGUAAAGUCGCCUCAGGAGUUCAGGCACGGCGAGACGGCAGAGGUGGUCUGUGAUGUCAUCAGUUCGCCGGUACCGGUGGUGGUUUGGUACUACCAGGACAAAGAGAUCACAGAGGAGCACCACAGCAGGUUCCAGGUGCUGCCAAACAACAACCUGCAGAUCCGCCAGGUGACCAAGGCGGACGAGGGCGUUUACCGCUGCGAGGCCAGCGUGGAGGCCAGAGGGGAGAUCGACUUUGUGGACAUAGCCGUGGUCGUCAACGUUCCUCCGUCGUUAUCGGUCUUUCAGCAGUCCUUCAACGCCACAGCCGACUACCAGGAAUCAGUCACCUUUACUUGCAUCACUUCUGGAUCUCCUGAUCCUCUGGUCACAUGGCACAGGAAGGGGCAGCAGCUGGAGCCUUCAGAGAAGUACAUUUUCAGCCAGCUGGAGGGCGGACGCAGCAUGCUGACCAUCCGAAACAUCCGGCAGGCCGACGGAGGAGCGUUCUCCUGCAAGGCCUCCAACAAGGCCGGCUUCCAGGAGAGAGAACUUCUGCUCAAAGUGUUCGUCCAGCCCCACAUCACCCAGCUGAAGAACGUGACAGCCGUGGAGGGCAGCGCCGCCAUGAUCUCCUGCGUGGCCGAGGGCGAGCCUCUGCCUGACAUCUCCUGGAGGAGAGCCAGCGACGGACAGACCUUCGUGGACGGAGACAAGGCAAAAAGAAGCACCAAGGACCUUGAAGUUUUCAAGAGUCGGGACGGGCGGUUUGAGGUCCGCGGCCGUCACGGUAAAUCCGUACUGACCAUCAGCGGGGUGCGGCUCAGCGACCUCGGCCGCUUCGACUGCGAGGCUCAAAGCAGGAUAGGAGGCCAUCAGAAGAGCAUGUUUCUGGACAUUGAGUAUAUUCCUAAAUUCCUGACCAAUCACACCAUCUAUUACUCGUGGGAGGGGAACCCGGUGAACAUCAGCUGCGACGUGAUGUCCAACCCGCCCGCCACCAUGCUGUGGAGGAGGGAACGCUUCACCAUCUCAGAGGGAACGCCGCACAUGCAGAUCUACCGCACAGACGAGAAGUCGGUGCUGGAGGUGACUCCGAUGUCGGACCGAGACUUUGGCCGGUAUAACUGCACGGCCCGGAACAACAUCGGAGUCCGGUACCAGGAGUUCAUCCUGGCUCAGGCAGACGUCCCAUCCAAUCCGUACUCCGUCCGUCUGUCGGCCGUUUCCCAGCGGCUGGCGACCGUCACCUUCAUGAAGCCGGACUCUCACGGCGGCGUUCCCAUCAGCUUCUACCUGGUCCAGUAUAAAGAGCUGGGCUCCAUAGACUGGAGGGAUGUGAAGUCGCACAGCGUGCAGACCACCGUAGUUCUGACCGGACUGGAGCCCAACACGACGUACGAGGUGCGAGUCGCCGCCGUGAACGGGAAAGGUCAGGGAGAGUUCAGCCACACGGAGACCUUCCAGACUUUACCCAUCCGGGAACCGAGUCCGCCGGCGGUCCACGGCCAGAGGGGCGUGGGGAAGGCCUACAGGCUGGGGCUGGUCAAGCAGGAUGACGGCGGGAUGCCCAUCGUGGAAUAUAUCGUCAAAUACAAAACAGAUAAAGAGGAACAGUGGAUGACCAAGCUGGUUCCAGGAGCUAACGACUUUGCAAUGCUGCAGCCGCUGCAGUGGAACACGAGAUAUGAAGUGGAAAUCACAGCCCGCAACGUCAAAGGCCUAUCAGAGCCCACCUUCUAUCAGUUCUUCAUGCCACAGAAGCCCGACAUUACAGCAGAAUCCCUGUUCAGCGGCCUGGGGCUCGGCGCGGUGGUGGGCCUCGGCCUCGGAGCGCUGCUGCUGCUCCUGGUGCUGGUGGACGUCAGCUGCUUCUUCCUGCGCCACUGCGGCCUGCUCAUGUGCAUCACUCGCACGCUCUGCAGCAAGAAGACGGCAACCAGCGGCAAGGGCAAAGAGAUGGAGGAGGGCAAGGCGGCCUACCUGAAGCUGCCGCUGAAGGAAGAAAAUGGCAAAGAGUCUCUCAAGCCGGAUACGAUUGAAAUCAAAGUGCACAGCGACAACAGCAUCCACAUAAAGCCGGACGACAGCAAGGCUUAAAAAUAAAUAUAUAUAUAAAGUAACGGUAAAGAAGAACGGGGUCGGCUCCCCUCGCCACCAAAAGAACAUUCGGAUCACGAGACCAACGGCCUGGAAAAGUGAAAAUAGUGGAGUAAAAUACUAUAUCUGUUUAUAUUAAUGCCCGAAUGAAAGGCAUGUGUAAAUAAAAAUUAAGAGAGGAAACAGGAAGGAAACUUUUUGACAUCCAGAAUGCAUUUUGUUCAGUAGGAGCCUCUUAAAUGAUUGUAUUUUUUUUUAUUUUCUCUCUUUUAAUGAAAUUCUUCAGAAUUUGCUUUUCAUUGUUUUUUUAUUGUGGUUUGGGUUGGUGAAACGGCCGCCAUUUUUGUUUUUAAUUUUUGGCGUUUCAAUGUUUUGGAGACGUAGAAACAAAUCAAAUAACGUUUCUAAAUACUAAAAAAAAAAAAAAAAAAAAAAAGUGUUUUUGAUCUGAAAGUGACCCAAAGCCGUGGAAACACUCCUUUUUAUCUGAAAUCUGUCUUUAAUUUUGAAAAGAAAGAAACUCCUUUUCUGUUUUGGACUCUCUCUGAUGUCGUUGUGUGUUGUACAUAGGUGAAAAAAACCGGAUAUUUUACAGAGCUUUUAUGUAAAUAUAUUAAAAAAAGGAUGUCUCUUUUUCCACAGUGCAGAAGGCUUGGCUUUUGUUUUACUUCCUCUCCCCGUUGCGUUCAGGUUCUGGUGUAAUAUUGCUUUUUCCGCUCAUUUGCUUCCCCUUGAGGGAAACCCAAACCCCGAGGCGAUUCCACGGCAGUAAUUACGGCAUUAAUGUGCCUUUUCUUUCCUUUUCUUGCUCCCUUUUGUGUGGUUUCCUCCAUGAAAUCAGCUUCUGAUUUGCUGCUUUUUGCGCCAGAGAAAGUGGACUGUUUAUGGUGAUGCUGCGGGCUGCGGCGGCCGGCCGCUCUGGACUCACAGAUGUGGAACACGGUUCCGACAGAACAUAAGAAAAUGGAAAAAAAUGUUGUAUUUUCAGACUUUCUGUCUUUGUUUUUUUCCUUUUUCCCUUUUGCUAAUUUCCUGAUUCCUUCAGUCCCCCACUCCCUUUACUUCCUUGUCUCCUAACUUGUGUCCCUCCUUUACUUGUCUUUUUUUCCUCUGUUCUUUCGUUCUUUCUUUCUUUCUUACGUGUGUCCUUCCUUUUUUCCUUUCUUGUAUCCUAACUAACUCCCUUAAUUUUCUAUUUCAUCCGUCCUUCCUUCAGUCUUUACAUCCCUUCUUUUUAUUUUUUCCCUCCAUUUUUUAUUUAACUUUUCCUAGCUCCCUUUUUCCUGUCCUUCCUAUCUUUCCUUAUUUACUUGUCCUUCAUUCUUUACUUUCCUCCCUUACUUGUUUCCUUUCUUUCCUUCCUGGACUGGAAAUUCAGGGAAAUUGAGUCUUUUUACUUGAUAAAAUGUAGGAACCUGGAAGUAAACAGAGAUCUGGUUCUGUUGGUGUGUAACGCAUCAUUAUCAUAUGUGUGUGUGGGGGUGUGUGUGUGUGCGUGGGUGUGCAUACAUGCGUGUGUGCGUGAACAUUCAGGUUGCAUGUAUGUCUGUUGAAUGUAUCUGCACGUACUGUACCGUAAGUCCACGACCGUCUGCUCAUCCUGGUUUCAUCGAUGCUAAAAUCGAUUCAGAGUUCAGUUGGGUGAAAAUCCGACUCGGUUUCAGUUCCAGGCGUUUUUCUGUUUACGGGUCGCGAUGACGCGGUUCCGGACGGUGGGUAAUCCUCUCCCCGCCUCUGAGCUUUUAUCUCCAACCCGUGAAGCGCCGCAAAAAGAAAACAAAAAUGAAACAAGUACCUGCAUAUGUGAAUCGGGUUUGGUUCUGCUGCCUGUCGAUGAUCACUGUAAAUACCGGAGCACAGUGCCUGGAGGCUAUACAGUUUGUACAUGUUCUUUUUGUAUUUGAAUAUGAGUCUGAAGCCACUCUCGUUUCCUCGAUCCUUUCGGUUCUGUCUGGGGUUAAAACAGACGUGUUUGAGCUCAGUGUACAUUAUGUGUCCUCUCUGUCCCCAUGUCCCCUGGACUGUCUCUGCUGAAUUGUGCAGGAAGUGGGAACUAUCGAUGUUUCUCUGUAUGUACCUGUGGAACACUUGUGACUCGUAUCAUUUUGCCGCUGUAAAUAAACAUGUCCUGGUAGAAGAGA
This is a messenger RNA of Xiphophorus couchianus (Monterrey platyfish), 4784 nucleotides long. RefSeq names its product neural cell adhesion molecule 2. Lineage: Eukaryota; Metazoa; Chordata; Actinopteri; Cyprinodontiformes; Poeciliidae. Gene Ontology annotation, cellular component: membrane. Gene Ontology annotation, biological process: cell adhesion. The transcript is spliced from 18 exons. Gene Ontology annotation, molecular function: protein binding. The record is from RefSeq and is a predicted model, not a curated record. Bases 16 to 2643 code for a protein of 875 amino acids.